This is a messenger RNA of Pangasianodon hypophthalmus (striped catfish), 739 nucleotides long. RefSeq names its product NADH:ubiquinone oxidoreductase subunit B5 (gene ndufb5). The transcript has 6 exons. The record is from RefSeq and is a predicted model, not a curated record. NCBI's taxonomy places the organism in Eukaryota, Metazoa, Chordata, Actinopteri, Siluriformes, Pangasiidae. Bases 43 to 603 code for a protein of 186 amino acids.
CCAAUCAGUGAAGUUCUCGGUAAAGCACUGCCCAAAACAAUCAUGGCGGCGUUGAGCGUCCUGAGGGCUGCGGCGGCGUUUGCCGCCAGGAUAAAUCCCUUAAAACGGGCAAAUCAGUCGUCAGAUCUACUUUCCAGGGCAGUAGUGCGCUCAGAACAAGUUGCUGUCCGUUAUGGAAGCCAUGGGAAGAGAAUGUUUGUCAUCAAACCCACUGACUUUUAUGACAGAAGAUUUCUCAAUUUACUGCAAUAUUACAUCCUGCUCACUGGGAUUCCCGUUGCAGCGUUUGUGACAUUUGUGAAUGUUUUCAUCGGUGAGGCUGAAUUGGCUGAAAUCCCUGAGGGCUAUGAGCCAGAGCAUUGGGAGUACUAUAAGCAUCCCAUUACUCGAUGGAUUGCCCGGAACAUUUACGACAGCCCAGUGAAGGAUUAUGAGAAAAUGAUGGCACUUAUCCAAAUUGAGGCUGAGAAGGCUGAAAUGAGACAAAAACAACUUGAGGUUCGGAAGCACAUGAGAGCAAAAGGAGAUGGACCCUGGUUUUAUAUUGAUACAAUUGAUAAGAAUCUAAUCGACCAGAGCCCCAAAGCAACACCUGACAAUUAAACCUGGAGGGACAUCUGAUGAUCACCUCGAACCUGCCCGAACUAUUGUCAUUAUACAAUGUAUAAUGGAUACUGAUAUUUGUGCAAAUAUAUUUGUGUUCUUUUGCCACUGGCACCAAUAAAGUGUAGAAGCCAAA